Molecule: messenger RNA, 2139 nt
Organism: Fraxinus pennsylvanica
Lineage: Eukaryota; Viridiplantae; Streptophyta; Magnoliopsida; Lamiales; Oleaceae
Source: the annotation of a GenBank genome assembly
AUGGCUGCUGAUGCUUCUGAGAAACCAAAAUUGAUGGAUGAUAUGGACGAGGAUAAUGAGCCAUCAGUUUUUAAACGGAGCAGACCAUCAAAGCAAAACCAAUCUAACUCACUGGCUCAAAAGUCAUCUUCAUCUCAAAAGCUUGACCGACAAUUAGGAAGGCCAAUACCGGAUGUACGUGCUGAAAAUGGUAAAACUUUUGGGGUUCAAAAGGGUAAGAUGAUCUCGUCUUCCAAAUCACCACCUGUUAAAUCUCCCCCAUGUAGCCUGCAAGCAUCUAAUUCAUCUGCUAAGGCAUCUUCACCGAGCUAUCCCAAGGCAAAUCUGAAACAUUCGGAGGCUUAUUGUUCAGAAAAUGUUAAUCAACCGAUGAAGGUGGACAAGCCUUCAACUGGGCCUGCUGCUGAACCAAAUGCCAGAUCCAAUGCUACAUGUUUGUGUAAAAAGUCAGGCAUCCCCAAUUCUGAUGAAGAAAAGCUUCUCGCAGCAAUAAAUAACCAAAACGGGUCUGCCUUGAGAGACAUAUGUUCGAAGAAACCUUCAACUGUGUUAAGUAAGAGACCUGCCAUCGAGGUAAACUCUGCAGGCCAAUCUUCAAUUAAAAAGCGUGAGCUUUUCCUUGCAUCAAGGCCUGUUAAUAACAAGCAAGCAUCUGUCAAAGCUGACACAAAGGUACACGAUGAUGAAGACCAUGUUCAAAUUUCUCAGAGAAUGGAGAAGCCGGCUGCUUCAGACAGAAAAUCAUCGGCAGUUAAAAAAGUAACAAAAGUUGUUUCUUCUUCACUUAAUACAACAAAUAAGGAAUCGAAAAAGGUGACGGAAAAAUCUCAGGACUCCAAGUCAUCAGAAGUUCUUCCAAGCUCUGGUGAAUGGCAGAGAUGGACUACCUUGGUUCAGAGUGGUGUGAUAUUUCCUCCUCCUUACCAGCCUCAUGGGGUUAUGGUGCUCUACAAGGGGAAGCCAGUUGCCUUAACACCCGAACAGGAGAAGGUGGCCACGAUGUUUGCAGUGAUGUUAGAUACUGAUUACAUUAACAAACCUAACUUCAAAGAGAAUUUCAUGAGUGACUGGAAGAAAAUACUGGGAAAGAAUCACAUUAUUCAAAACUUGGAAGACUGUGAUUUCACCCCAAUAUACGAAUGGCAUCAGAAAGAACAGGAGAAAAAGAAACAGAUGACUACAGAAGAUAUUGGAACUGAUAAUGGUGUGACUAGUAAGAAAGAAGAUAACAAGUCCGAUGAAAUUGAUGAUAUUUCUGCGUCUGUCUGUGAAAUUUGUGACGAUGGUGGAUCACUUCUGUGUUGCCAAGGAAAGUGUAUGAGGUCAUUUCAUCCGACUGUCAAGGAUGGUGCUGAAUAUCAUUGCAAGUCUCUUGGUUAUACUGAUGUAGAAGCGGAAGAAAUGAAUACCAUAGAUUUCUAUUGUGCAAAUUGCAAGUAUAACCAACACCAGUGCUUUGUUUGUGGGGAAUUGGGGUCUUCUGAUGAAUCGUCUCAUGCUGAGGUCUUCCAGUGUGUUAAUGGCGCUUGUGGGCGCUUUUACCAUCCUCACUGUGUAGGGAAACUUCUCCAUCCAAGGGAUAAAACUGAAGCAGAAAAACACAAGCAAAAGAUUGCAGCUGGGAAACCGUUUGCAUGCCCCCUCCACAAAUGCUAUGUAUGUGAGGAGCUAGAAGUUAAAUCAGAACCUCACUUGCAGUUUGCCAUAUGUCGGCGUUGUCCUAAAGCAUACCACAGGAAAUGUUUGCCCAUGGAGAUUGCAUUUGAAAAGGAUGCGGACAAAGGCAUUAUACAAAGGGCUUGGAAUUAUCUUCUUCCCAAUCGUAUAUUGAUUUACUGCUUAAACCAUAAAAUCGAUGAAAGUAUCUCGACCCCUGUCAGAAACCAUAUAAAAUUCCCUGGUGUAGGGGAUAAUAAGAAAACGCAACCAUUAGGAUCAUCCGGCGAGGAAAAAGUGGUGUUGGAGGAGUUAAACCAUACCAGGCUGAGCCGUAUGGUGUCUGGACCACCUUUGGCAGAUACAAGUGGCAAGUACCCUCCUCCAGUUCCUAGACCUGGAUUACAAGCCAAUACGUUUGGCUUUGCUGCUGGACCUCGUCGCCCUCCUCAAAACAACUCUACUGGUUGGCUUAAGGAAUAG